AGCUCGGUCACUCCCAGGGCUGCACGCCUUGCUGGGGAAACAUGUUUUCUUGGGAGCCGCAAAGGGGAGUAACCUCUGCCCCGUGUGAUCCGACGAGAAAUCACUCCCUGGCCGGGACUCAAACAAAACACGGGAUUAACUUUGCCCUGUGCUGACUUGCGGCCGCUCGCAGCCGGUGAGAGCUGCUCUCCGCAGCCAUGGGGGCCAAGCUGCUCUGCCUCUGCCUCCUGCCAGCCCUGCUCGCCUACUACAUCUACACCCCCAUGCCCGCGGAGCUGGCACAGCCCUGGAAAGUGAUGGUCCUCUGUGCCCCCUUCAGGGCCGUGGGGCACCUGUCCGCGGUGCUGGAUCUGCUGGGGCUGGUGCACUACAUGAAGGGCAUGAGGCUGAUCACAGCUAUGGAGACCGUCAUGGUCACAUCCGAUGAAAACGUCACUGUGACAGACACCGAGUUCAACAACGUCCCCGUCCUCCUGUACCUGCCCAAGAGGGCACCUGACGGGCUGAGGAGGGCCAUGGUCUACUUCCAUGGCGGGGGGUGGUGCCUGGGAGACGCAGGCAUGAAAUCCUACGAUCACACCUCACGGCGAACUUCAAACGAGCUGGAUGCUGUCGUGGUGUCAGUCAACUACAGGCUGGCCCCUGAGCACCGUUUCCCGGUGCCCUUUGAAGACGUGUACUCGGCGACCAAGUUCUUCCUGCAGAGCAGUGUCCUGGCCCAGUACGGGGUGGACCCUGCACGGGUCUGUGUCGCAGGGGACAGCGCUGGGGGCAACCUGGCUGCAGCUGUGGCACAACAGCUGUUGGAGGACCCUGAAGUCAAAACGAAGCUCAAAGCCCAAGUUUUGCUCUACCCUGCUCUGCAGGCCCUGGACCUGGAUCUGCCGUCCUACCGAGACAACGCCAACAAGCCCCUCCUGUCCAGGUUGCUCAUGGUCAGGUUCUGGAGCGAGUAUUUCACGUCAGACCCCUCUCUGAGGGAGGCGAUGGCCUCCAACAGGCACGUCCCCGCUGAGGCAGGACACCUGCUGCAGUUUGUGAACUGGAGCCGGCUGCUGCCCGCGGGGAUGCGCAAGGGGCACGUGUACGCGGCCCCCAGGCCGGGCAGCGCGGCGCUGGCACGGCGCUACCCCGGGUUCCUGGACCCGCGGGCGGCCCCGCUGCUGGGCAGCGAUGCCCGGCUGCGCCAGCUGCCCCCCACCUACAUCCUGACCUGCGAGCACGACGUGCUGCGGGACGACGGUGCCAUGUACGCGCAGCGGCUCCGCAACGCCGGCGUCAGCGUCACCCACGACCACGCGCAGGACGCCUUCCACGGGGCCCUCCUGUUCAUCUCGUGGCCCUACGAGCUGGCCGUGGGGCACCGGCUCUUCAACAGAUACAUGCAGUGGUUGAAGGAGAACCUCUGAGCCGCCCCACGUCUGCCAGGCGUGGCCGAGGGCGCGGGGCUGUGCCAGCUCUCGGCCCUGUGUGCCAUGGCCAAGGUGCUCUGCAAUGCUCUGCAGUGCUGGGACCGGAGUCUGAUUCUGAUCUGAGCAUUCUUCCAGUGCUGUCUGAGCCUCAAACCUGCUGGAACUGCCCUGGGCUUCCCCUCCUGGCCCUGCAGCCUCUGGCACUUGGUGUCUUGUCUCUGUUGCCGCUUCUUUCUUCCUAUCACAACACCUUCAUACCACAGGCAUGUGCCAGUGGGCCAGGUCACUGUGGGCACAUGGGAGGCACUUGGUGGCUGCUUUCUCCCUGUCCCUCACGGCUCCUGUUUCCCAUGGGAUGUGCCAGCAAGGCCCUGCUGCUGCCAGGGGUGAUGGGAUGAAUGGGGGCACCAGGACCAGGUGCCGGGCAGCUGGUGGGACCCACCCAUCGCAGGCAGUGGCUGGGCUGGGGCUGCUGUCCCUACCCAGCAAGGCUCCAGGGAAGCACUUGGAAACCCAGUGGCC
Molecule: messenger RNA, 1934 nt
Organism: Lepidothrix coronata (blue-crowned manakin)
Lineage: Eukaryota; Metazoa; Chordata; Aves; Passeriformes; Pipridae
Gene: AADAC
Product: arylacetamide deacetylase
Exons: 5
Coding region: 198-1409 (403 amino acids)
Cellular component (GO): membrane
Molecular function (GO): carboxylic ester hydrolase activity
Source: RefSeq, a predicted model, not a curated record